Molecule: messenger RNA, 1438 nt
Organism: Seminavis robusta
Lineage: Eukaryota; Bacillariophyta; Bacillariophyceae; Naviculales; Naviculaceae
Source: the annotation of a GenBank genome assembly
CAACCCCAAUUGACCCGCCAAUAUCUUGCAUGCGAAAUGCGAAAGAUCUUGCUUGCGUCCCUCCUUUACCACUCACUAACGGGACGAAGUAUCUAGCUAGCUAGCUAGAGAUCCAUAGCAUUACAAGAAACCAUUCAAGUUGCCAUAGAGUGCUUAUAGUUACUUUUGUACAUCAGAGGACUCCAGAAAGAAACCACCAUCAUGCCUGAACCCACUCCGUUGCAAUUGCAGGCGUGUGGAGCCUGCGGCAAAAGUGCUGGUGAAGACCUGAAGUUGAAACGGUGCUCGGCUUGCAAAUAUGUGUCCUAUUGCAAUGCCGAUUGCCAAAAGAGUGCCUGGAAAUCGCACAAGAAAAUCUGCGAGAAGCAUAAAUUUUCCAAAGAACUCCUUGAUAUUCUUGACUCGUCCCCUACCGGUGAGGCCAUUGACUGGACACCAGAGACGGAAUGCCCCAUCUGCAUGGUACCCAUGCCUCACGAUGGCCGAAAUAUCAAUUAUUCCGUCUGUUGUGGAAAAAUGACUUGUCAAGCCUGCUUUACGCAACAUUCCCAGGCGGCCAUGAAGAAUCGUACCACUCCCCCCACUUCUUUGUUCGAUAUGAUGCCUCCCUGUAGUUUUUGCCGUCAUCCGGUCCCUCGAAGCAACGAGGAGAGAUUGACGCUUCUCAAAGCUAGAAUUAAACUUGGGGAUGCCCAUGGCAUGGAAACCAUGGCUGGUAGUUUCCUUAAUGGAGCAGGUGUCGUAAAGGAUGAGUACGUGGCGUUUCGAUUGCUGAAACAGGCUGCUGACCAUGGUUCGGCUUCCGCGGCGAGAAUGGCAGGGCAAUUCUAUGAGUUAGGCAACGCGGGUGUUCCCAAAGAUUUGGAAAAGGCCAAAGAGCUAUACAUAAUGGGGGCCGAGGGUGGAAAUUCUCUUUCCCGAACACAGCUGGGUAUGUUCGAGAUCAAACAAGAAAACUACGUGGAAGGCAUUGCACACCUCAAAAUUGCCGCUGCCGCAGGCCAUGACCUGGCGUUGGAUACUCUCAAACAGGGACGAGGACUUGGUUUUGUCAGUGAAGAGGAGGUUUUGGAGUCUGCCAAAGCACUCCAUGCCGCCAAGGAGGUUAUUGAGAGCGAUGCCAGAAAGGCAAUCCAUCCCAUGAUGCGAAAUAUGAUGGAUGACAAAGAUGUCACUUCAAGCGUGAACGCGACACUUGAUAAGCUGGGAUGAUACAAAUGAGGCUACUAGAGAGCGACAUAGAAUAGCCAAUGGAUGCGGAGUAGAGGUUGGAAAUGCUGUCCAUUGAAGCAGCAGUGCCAAUGAAGGAAACUAGCUGGCAGAGAAGUUGCCUUUGUCAUAAAUAAUUAAUGUACCGUACUACUCACAAUGAGUUGAUUCGGCCAAGCUUGGUGACUCAUAAUGACAUAUGGCUCUAGAAAUUUGCAUGUUUAUCUAU